AUGGCUUUGGCUAAAGCUGGCAUAAAUCUGGCUGGACGUGUCUUCAGCGUCACCGGGGGUGCAUCUGGUAUGGGCUUUGCGACGGCAGCUCUACUUGCUCAACAUAGCGCGAAAGCCAUUUGGAUUGCUGACCGACAGACAAAGCUAUUCGAUACAGUCCGUACGAAACUUUCAGCGAUUAAUCCAUCUGUUGCAGUCCAUCUAGACGAUGUUGAUGUUAGCAAUUCUUCCCAAGUCGAUAAAUGGGUCGAUAGUAUUAUCGCUCAGGACGGAGUUCUCCAUGGCGCUGCAAAUAUUGCAGGCCUCCCACAAUUCGCUCUUAGAGGCGAAUCGUCAAUGCCAUGGCUUUUACAGGAGACAGACGAAAAGUGGCGUCAAGUUCAUUCAGUCAAUUCGGACGGUAUAAUGUAUUGUACACGUGCUCAAUUCCGAGUUAUGUACAAAAAUCCUGAGAGCAAUCCGUCUAUCGUAAAUCUUACGAGCAUGGCAGCAUUACUUCAUGUUGGCGGAGCUUAUGCCUACUCUACAAGUAAAGCGGCCGCUGAGCAUUUUACACGUAGUUCUGCUGCAGACGGGAAGAGAUUUGGUAUACGAGUUAAUGGCGUUCUCCCAGGUAUGUCCACUACGCCUAUGAUGAAACAGUUUUUUGGAGCGAGUAUUGAAGACGCACAGAAGGCACUUGAUCAGGAGGGACUUCCAGGUGCUGUAGAACCAGAAGAUGUUGCGCAAAGUAUCGUUUGGCUACUGAGUGAAAAUGCUUCCCAGGUGAAUGGUGUCAGCCUUCCAGUAGCAAUGAGCCCCCCAUAG
This is a messenger RNA of Bipolaris maydis ATCC 48331, 807 nucleotides long. RefSeq lists its product as uncharacterized. Lineage: Eukaryota; Fungi; Ascomycota; Dothideomycetes; Pleosporales; Pleosporaceae. The record is from RefSeq and is a predicted model, not a curated record.